CGCUCAGUCCCUCCCUCCGCCCGCGGCUCGGCUCGCGGGAGGCGCAGGGCGCCGGGGCUGGCGCGCUCUCCCGGGCGCACACACAGAUCCACGCACGCACGCCCAGAGCAGCUGUCUCCGCCGUGGCCGGCGCUCCUCUCGCCCAUGCGGACAGACAGAGCGCAGGAAGAUGGCUGACGACUCCUUCGGGCCCCGAGGAUGCAGCCCGGCGGCGGCGGGAGCGGGAGCGGCGGCGGUGGCACCGGCAGCGGCGGCAGCAGGAGCGGCGGCGGCGACGGCAGGAGCGGCGGCGGCGGCAUCCCCGAGACUCCCCGGGCUACCCUUCCCCGUGACGGCCACUGACGGUCUCCGCCGCUAGAAGAGACCCCGCUCCUCCCUCGCCCGUCUCCCUCCCCCCCCAAACCCCCUCCCAGCCCCGGACCCGCCAGCCCCGCUACCUCCGCCAGCGUUGCCACCAUCAGCACCACCUCCACCUCCGCCACCGCCACCGCCACCACCACCACCACCACUACCGCCGGCGGCGGCAGCAGCCAUUUCAUCUCCACAGAAACCAGACACAAAAACAUGGCAGAAAUGGAGAAAGAAGGGAGACCUCCGGAAAAUAAAAGGAGCCGGAAACCAGCUCACCCUGUGAAGAGGGAAAUCAACGAGGAGAUGAAGAACUUUGCAGAAAACACCAUGAAUGAACUCCUCGGCUGGUAUGGCUAUGAUAAAGUUGAAUUAAAAGACGGCGAAGAUAUUGAAUUCAGAAGCUACACUACUGAUGGAGAAAGCCGGCAACACAUUUCUGUUCUCAAAGAAAACUCUUUGCCAAAACCAAAAUUACCGGAGGACAGUGUUAUUUCAUCUUACAAUAUAAGCACAGGCUACUCAGGCCUUGCCACUGGGAACGGACUCAGUGACUCGCCUGCAGGGUCAAAGGACCAUGGCAAUGUGCCUAUUAUUGUCCCUUUAAUCCCACCACCUUUCAUAAAGCCGCCAGCAGAAGAUGAGGUGUCAAAUGUACAAAUAAUGUGUGCCUGGUGCCAGAAAGUGGGGAUCAAGCGCUAUUCCCUGAGUAUGGGAAGUGAGGUGAAAAGCUUCUGCAGCGAGAAAUGCUUUGCGGCCUGCCGGAGAGCCUACUUCAAAAGAAACAAGGCUAGAGAUGAAGAUGGACAUGCUGAAAGUUUUCCCCAGCAGCACUAUGCUAAGGAAACUCCAAGGCUUGCCUUCAAGAAUAACUGCGAACUACUUGUGUGUGACUGGUGUAAACACAUAAGGCAUACAAAAGAAUACCUGGAUUUUGGGGACGGGGAGAGAAGGCUUCAGUUCUGCAGUGCAAAAUGUCUCAAUCAAUACAAAAUGGACAUUUUCUACAAAGAGACACAGGCCAACCUUCCAGCUGGGCUGUGCGGCACGUUACACCCUCACAUGGAGAGCAAAGCAGAAGGCACCGGGGUGCAGCUGCUCACUCCAGACUCUUGGAAUAUCCCGCUAACAGAUGCUCGGAGGAAAGCCCCCUCCCCCGUGGCUGCAGCUGGCCAAAGCCAGGGCCCUGGCCCCUCCUCGUCCACCACCGUUUCUCCAUCUGACACUGCCAACUGCUCUGUCACUAAAAUCCCCACGCCAGUGCCCAAGUCCCUCCCCAUCAGCGAGACUCCAAGCAUCCCUCCCGUCUCAGUCCAGCCACCUGCUAGCAUCGGACCUCCACUGGGUGUCCCGCCUCGCAGUCCUCCCAUGGUGAUGACCAACCGCGGCCCAGUGCCUCUGCCCAUCUUCAUGGAGCAGCAGAUCAUCCAGCAGAUCCGCCCGCCCUUCAUCCGUGGCCCACCGCACCACGCCUCCAACCCCAAUAGCCCCUUGUCCAACCCCAUGCUCCCGGGCAUUGGGCCCCCGCCCGGUGGCCCCAGGAACCUAGGCCCCACUUCCAGUCCCAUGCACAGGCCCAUGCUCUCGCCCCACAUCCACCCCCCAAGUACCCCUACCAUGCCUGGGAACCCCCCAGGGCUGCUGCCCCCGCCGCCCCCGGGCGCGCCCUUGCCCAGCCUUCCCUUCCCUCCGGUAAGCAUGAUGCCAAACGGCCCGAUGCCGGUUCCCCAGAUGAUGAACUUCGGGCUGCCAUCGCUGGCCCCGCUGGUGCCGCCCCCAACGCUGCUCGUGCCGUACCCAGUUAUCGUGCCCCUGCCGGUGCCCAUCCCUAUCCCUAUCCCUAUCCCCCACGUGAACGAUUCCAAGCCCCCCAACGGAUUUUCCAGCAACGGGGAGAGCUUCGUUCCGAGCGCCCCGGGCGACUCCUCGGCGGCGGGAGGCAAGGCUGGUGGACGCUCCUUGUCCCCGCGGGACUCCAAGCAGGGCUCUUCCAAGUCAGCCGACUCGCCGCCCGGAAGCUCCGGCCAGGCUCUGAGCCUGGCGCCCUCGGAGCGCGGUCGCGGGGAGGUGGUGGACCUGACCCGGCGCGCGGCCAGCCCCGCGGGCGCGGGAGGCCAGCCGGGCUUCGCGGGCGUGCUGCACGGCCCGCAGGACGGCGUCAUCGACCUGACCGUGGGCCACCGAGCCCGGCUGCACAACGUGAUCCACCGCGCGCUGCACGCUCACGUCAAGGCGGAGCGCGAGCCGGGAGCCGCGGAGCGCAGGACCUGCGGCGGCUGCAGGGACGGCCACUGCAGCCCGCCCGCCGCCGGCGACCCCGGCCCGGGCGCCCCCGCGGGUCCGGAGGCCGCCGCCGCCUGCAACGUCAUCGUGAACGGCACCCGCAGCGCUCCCGCGGAGGCCAAGGGCGCGGAGCCCCCGCCCGAGCAGCCGCCGCCCCCUGCCCCUCCCAAAAAGCUGCUGUCGCCCGAGGAGCCCGCGGUGAAUGAGCUGGAGUCGGUCAAGGAGAACAACUGCGCUUCCAACUGCCACCUGGACGGGGAAGUCACCAAAAAACUGAUGGGGGAGGAAGCCUUGGCGGGGGGCGACAAGUCAGACCCGAACCUUAAUAACCCCGCGGACGAGGACCACGCCUAUGCUCUGCGGAUGCUGCCCAAGACCGGCUGCGUGAUCCAGCCUGUGCCAAAACCCGCAGAGAAGGCUGCCAUGACGCCGUGCGUCAUCUCCUCGCCCAUGCUCAGCGCUGGCCCCGAGGACCUGGAGCCGCCGCUCAAAAGGAGGUGCCUCCGAAUUAGAAACCAGAAUAAGUAAAAAAAAAAAGGUUUGUAUGUCCACCUGGGCGCUCCUCCAAGAGACAGUACCCUUCGCCUUGCUUCUUAAGGCAGAGGUGAGAUGCAGACAUCACCAUACUGUCCCUUACAGGUACCUUCGACGGUUUGGUCCAACACCUAAGACAGUAUUGUUUAGUUACCAUUACCACCAUUACCAGGUUACACCCAACAGACAGUUGAGAGCCAAGAUCACUCAAGCCCUUGAAUCUGAGUUGAAAGCAACUCUCUUGUUACACGCUAUUUUCUUCUUUUCGAGUUCAUACCUAAUUUACCCAACUGGAAAAGGGGGGCUUGGGAGGGUGAAUUACUUGAGGAAUCUUAAUGUACAGAAAUGUCUGGGUAACCCAUCAGCUGGGCAAACGUCUAGAGCUGGUAGUUCCUUUGGCAGACUCUUACUCUAGCUUCUCAAGAUGACCAUAUCUGUGGGCUAAAAUGAGAAACUAGCCUCCAGGCUAACCUAGCACUCUCCCUUAUCCGGGACUCAGUGGCUGAACUGAUGAGUCUCACUUCUACAUGUAGACCUUGGUGAAGCAGGAGACACAUCUCUGUACCCUAUGACUUCUGUACCCAACUUACAACCCAGCGAGCCAACAGUUCUUUGAGAUGACAGGGACCACACGUGAGCCACUGUAGUGUCUUGCCAAUCCGAGUAGAGUGGGCAUCGGUAGCAUAUUACCAGGAAGGAAGCUGCGGCUGAGAGAUAUUUGCUCAGCCAGAGCUUGUGGGUGGAGGACCCAGUGCUGACUUCAGGCCUAUCCAGCCAAUCUCAGAGCGUGAGCUCUCCCAUCUACCCAAGUGUGCGACAAGCCAAAACCUAGGUUGUUUAUUAACCGAUUAUAGAAAGGAAAAGAGAGAUGGCUAUUCCUCAAGCAUUUAACCUAGACACUGCUCCUUCCCUGGGCCGGGGACACACAGGAGAAUGUACAAAGUAGGUCCACUACAUCCUAUGGUGGAGGAUGUGAGUCCAGGCAGGAAGGAGGCCUGGGUGAGGGGAACCAGGAAGAGCAUUCUUCAUACGGUGUGCAGGCUCUUCUGAGUGUUUUCCCUUGGAGUUAGAUUCUCUUGGUGGAGAAAUAGGAUUGAGGACCUUGUCCAAGGUUAUCUCACCUGUGAGCAGAGCUGCCAUUCAAAUCCAAGUUGUGAAGUCCAAAGCUAAAUUCCCUUUCAAGCUCUGUAGGAGAAUAGGCUAACAAGUCCCUCAGUCACCGCGUUUGCCAAAAUUCUCUUAGGGCCUUGAGGGAAAGUUCAUUAAACACAGCAACAAGCUUCCACUUACCAACUUGCCCAGUAUUUUUUUUAAUAACAUCCUUGUUUUUCCAGCCACAAACAUGACCCCAGACCACCAACCUGUUGCUUUCAUAGUGGGAACAUGGGCUCUUUAUAGCCAGAGCACAAGGCGUAUUGGUUAGUGCGAGAAUCUUUUCUUGGCCGCCAUGGUUGGAAAGGAGACUGGUGGCUUUACCAGGGGGAGCAGAACACAGGAAAUGAGGUCACCAUUCCUUCCCAUUAGCCUAUGAUUUCUUCAGUCUGAAGGCAGGUGGCCUUGGCCUUCUUGAUGGUAUGACAACUGAAAACGCCCCAGAUAACCUAACCUACUUGACAAUGCUUUGAGUGAAGGAUUGACUGUGACCCCUCCCCUGAAAAGGUGAGCACCUUCAGAAAUGACUGGAAAUGGACACACACACACACACACACACACACACACACACACAAGGAAGAAUGGGAGUGUUGAAAAAUCUCAUUGCCAUUACUGUGCCGAGAGAUCAGGACAGAAACAACCACACACCCAAUAAGUAUCCAAAGACCGAAGGUCAUUAAAAGCGUUAAGUCGUAGGAAUGGCUGUCUGGGUGAGCUAUGUUUCUGAAGCAGCCAUCGGGCAAGGGUAUUUUCAGGGAUCAGCAUCACUACUAAAAGUGUAAGCUUGCCAAUAACCAAGUCUAGAAGAUGCUGUGACCGAAUUGUCUCUUAACACUUGUGAUGGGAGAGUCCUUACUGUGGGCCUCCCAAGAAAUUACAGUUCUUUUUUAACGUCAGGCAUGGGUUUUGAGCUGCCAAGAGGAGGCAAGGCAAGAGAUUUAAGGGGAAGGGGGGGACAGUAAGUCAACAGUGUACCCAAGUAGACCACUGGUCCCAUGUCAACCCAGGACACAGCCUCCUCCUGCUGUAAUCCACCCUCCUCUGACCCUUCUGAUUUUCUGCACAGAAGGUGCUGUUUCCACUCUACCCCACAGGAACUUACACAGUUGGGGAAGUUAGAACUGCAUCUCUGAACUAAGGACUGAGUACCCAUUGUGCCCCAAUAGUGAACACUCCUUGGCAACAAGUUAAAGUCAAAAUGAAAGCAUUAAAAGAAUAAAAAAAUAAAUGAAAGCCAGGGCUGGGAGAUGGAUGCCUCGGUGGGCAAAGCACUUGUCACAUAAGCACAAGGAGCCCCAGUCCCGUGUAAAAAGUGACAUGUCAUGGUGAGAACCUGUAGACCCCGGUACUGUAAGUCAAAGACAGGAUCCUUGUGGAGGUCUUGCUGUACACCCAUAUGCCUAAAUCAGUUGUCUCCUCUUUAUCAUGCCAUACCAUAAUUUUGAAGAAUACAUUUCGAAAUCUGCAAGCCACUAGAUUUGCCUUCAAAGAACUGGACACAUUGGUGAGAUUUCUGCAAACCACAGACUUCCUCUUCCAUUUUGAAAUUAUUCUGUCCCCGCUUCCCUCACUUUAUUCGUUCCUGUUUGUUUGUAUGGCUACAAAUGAUUCCAACGGGCAGAUGUUUCUCCCAUAUGCAGACCUGAUUAGGUUUAGUUGAAGAUUUUUAGAAGGUCGUAAACUCUCUUUAAUCGCCAAUGUUUAAAACUAGGAAUACCAACCCUGCUGCCUCAGUAGCUAGAAAAAAACAUCCCCACAAAUAAUAAUGAAAACAAUGUAUGAACACUGCCUAAACCAUUCUCCCCACACAGAAUUCCAUUGGCAAAUGGGAUGGUCUCCGCUUUGCUGAUGCCUGGAAGCUUGCUGGGUAGCUGUCUGAACUCAGAGGAAUGUUUGUACUAGAAUCCUUACAGUUUACAUUUAUUUAUGGUACGUCGGGGAGUUCAGAGUAACCAUGUGUAAAUUUUUGAAGAUAUUCAAAGAAAAUAUCCUCAUUCCUUGGUUAUCCGGGGAAAUAACAUAUUUUUUAAACACAAUAAUCAGUGGAAAAAAUGAAAACCAGCCAUAACCCUUUUACCCCAUUCUUUAUGCUGUCCUUGAGCAGUAGAGCCACACAGUUCCCUCUGCUCUCUGGGUCUCCAAUCUCUUACAUGCUUCCAGAACUGUGGAAAUGGGUAGAGAGAAUGCGUGACUCCUGGCCCAAAUUCCACAGUGUUCCUCCCGGCUCCUCAAACUCUGCGUUUGAAGAAAGCUGGAGGAGGUUCACAUAAUUUGGGCUUCUUGGAGCUUAGUCUCGUCAUAGAGCCACGAGCCCCAAACCAGCGUUUCAACGUACAGGGUUUGCCUCACUCGAGGCCAAAUAAGAGGCGAUAAGGUACUCAUUGCUGAGUUCAUUUCUCACACUGAAAAAUUCGAGACAGCAGGCUGUCAUGGAGGGCGUGGGAAAAUCGGAAUAUCACCGUGGGUUCCCACUUUUAAAGAAAAGAAAAACUAUAACAGAGUGGAGGGGAGAAAUUGGUACAAGUGGGAAUUCCCCACCUAGGCUAGACCUGCGCUGUUUAUGCUGAAGUAUUUAAUGAUUAGAAAUAGCCACUGGGUGACAGUACCUGAAUUAAAGGUUAUUCUGUCCUCCAUUUGCACUUGGCAUAGUUCUGGGUAGAAGGGCUACAAAGAGCCACUAAAGGCACCAGGCUGGUUUGUCUACACCUGGAACAGGUGAGUACAUUUAGGAGGGAGCUGUUGUGAUCACCAGCUUUCUGAAAGAACAGUGGGGAGACGAAGCACAGAGAUGUUUAUCCAAAGGACCCCCUCCCGCCUGUAUCCUUAGUACCAGGGGUUUGUAGAGGGAAGAAACUUAAUAUGCGACUUUUCCAUAUUAUGUGAGUGAGGUUCAGAUAGAAAGUGGAAUAAGGUGUGACCAGGUGGUUAGUACUUCGGGACAAAGCCAUAACCUUGUCAUUGGAGAAGUACCAGAACUGAAUUGAGACAAGAGAAACAUUUGGUGCACAGCCUUGCAAGGAGGACCCACUCCACCCUGUAAGUGUGGUGGUGCUCCCCAGAUCUUCUAACCCCACUCCAAAGUUGGUCUCCUUUCCCUGGAUCUGGUCUGUAGGUGACCUUCAGAACUUCCCCGUGCGAGUAAAUGGAAAGUUUUAUGUGCACACUCGUUGUUUAGGGAUGGUAAAGUCCAUAGAUUUGGAGUCCAUCUACCUCUGAAGGACUACCUUGCAUAGUUAGAAAGCAAUAUUGGAACCGGAUUUCUUUUCUUGUUGCUCCAAGGGGGCUGAGUUAAUUACCAGUUAAAAAUGAGAAUGUGGUUUUUUGGCAGUUUCUGCCUAAUGUCACAAAGCCACAGUUACUGAAGACCUUUAAAUGUUUACUUUAGUGACGGUACAAAAAGUUAAAGCUGCCGUACCCAGUGAGGGCCUGUGGUGACAGAAAGAACGUAAAACAAGAUAAGAUUCAGGCUAGAUACUACCCAGGCACCUGAACUCCCAAAGUUUAUACAUUAUGGGAGACACCGUCUUAUGGGAAAAUGUCGCUGAGACAAAGGGAAGAGACUGACUGGAGUCACAGAAGUGGACAGGUGAGUGGAACCGGUGCGGGUGGGAGGCAGGCUAGAAGAUCUGGGGAGAGCAUCCCAGUACCCCAGCAUGAAGAGAAAGAGGGGGGCUAACAAAUGCAAAACAGGAAGCAUUUGACCCACUAUUAACAAGCAAGCCAUUACCCAGAAGGCCCUGGAAAUAGGUGAAUGACCAGGUGCUAUUGUCCCUUGUCACACUGAAAGUGUUGCCUGCAUCAUCAUGACUCAGUCACUCUGACCCACUUCCGUGCAGAUAAGCCUUGUGAAGAGGCAGAGGUGUCUAAGGGACCCACAUACACAUACAGUGUGGAACACUCACUCUCCCCUUCCCAGACUCCCCUGUUCAAAGAGAUCCCGCCAAAGGGGUGGGAAGGCUAUUCUAUUCUCCUUCCCCAUGUCCUGUACAGAGGUUUGCCUCCUCCGGAUGCCAUGUUAGUGUGCGUCUAUGUGGAUGGAUACAUUUAUGUGUGAGUAAAUUAUUUUAAGAGCUUCAAAAGGCAUAAAGGCAAUUCAUUUAGACAAAGAGAUAAACCAGCUUUAAGAGACCAUAUAGUUGGGUAUGGCCUGUGUUUGAUAGGCCAGUCAGGCGGGCAGCUCUAAAUACCAAGCAAAUGAUGUUCUUUUUCAGAUUUCUGGUUCUCCAGAGCACUAAUGGUCGGGGGAUGGGGGAGAAGAGGUGUGGACCCAGAAUGGCAAUUAAUUGUAUGGCCAACAACAGAGUGGGAACAAUAUGUUUUAAUUUUUUUAAAUUGCUUUUUAUGUUUAAAGAGGCUUUCCCUGCAUGUAUGACUGUGCACCAUAUGUGCGCUAGUGCUCAUGGAAGCCAGAAAGCAUUGGAGCCCUGGGGACUGGAGUUACAGACGGUCGUGUGGGUGCUGGGAAUUGAGUCCUAGACCUCUGGAAGAGCAGCCAGUGCUCUGAACCUUGGAGUCAUCGCUCCAGCCCCAGUACAGAUUAUUUUAAGGUUCGUCUUGAAAAUGCUACACUUAAAAUGAUUGGGGCAAAAAUAGACCACAAAACAAACCUUGGGGUUAAUAGCCAGUGCUUUCAAAUAGUUCCUAAGUGCACGUCCUUCUUGAGAGGAGCGUGCGAGCUGACCAAAAUGGUCAGGGCUCUGGCCAAACCUGGCUGUGCCCACUGUUGUCUCAUCAAUGUUUCUUCAAACCUCCAGUGACAAGCUGUUUUGCUUUGAGUAAAGCACAAAGCAGAGAGCUGGAUGCUGGUGUUUAAAGCAUCACAGGUGAGGGCGUGCUCAGGAACUCAUUUGGUAAGAGUCGGGUCUAACGUGCAAAAGACACACUUAAAAUGUCUGUCCUUCUCUCCUUUGCAAAGCUCCCUUCCCCAGCCAAAGGUUUUCUCUUGAAAAUGAGUGGCAGUCCCAUGUAGCAUGUGUGUCAAUUUGUAACGAUAGCCUCCCCCCAGCUGCCUUGCACUCCAGUGUUUCUAAAAUGUUGCCAUCUUCGGCUUGAGGUAACCCACAAUAACAAGAGUAUCUAGAAGCGCCCUGGCUGAGCUGCUUUCGGGAGAGAAGAGCAACCUGUCUUUUAUCCUUCCUUUCCUGCUUUAAAAUCCAGACUGCAACAGGAUUGUUUUCUAAAGGAAUCUGUACGUCCGUGCUUUAAAACUUGUGCAGACUGGGUGUUGCGUGAGGAGGAACGAUCAGGUUUAGGUUUCCCUACAAAGUUCUGCAUGCCGUCAACAAGCUCUUUUGAUAUUUUAAACCCAUAUUUAGAGUAAUUUCAAGAUAUUUGGAGUACGUGUGGUUAAAUGUAAAAAACUUCGUCAUUAUGAUCUGUUAGCUGCUUAUACUUUAAAUAUUUAUAAGCCAUUUUUAAGUACUUGAUCCAAAAGCCAUCUCCCAUAGAAUACUGUAAUUGCAUGCUAUCCAAGCACUAUUAUGGAAGAUUUGGGGAAAGUCAUAGCACGCAGGCACAUUUUUCCUGCUUUUCUGGUUUUAAUUCAAAUGCCAUUUUUAGUGGAUUCGGCUUUUUUUUUUUAAUGUGUCAAAAUUCCUAAACAUGAUUGGUUGUCUGCUAUUUAAUCUCCCAGUCCUCAAAAGGUAAAAUGUUCUCGCUUGAACCAGGUUGAGGUCGCUUCUUCUCCUGAAAGUGGUUGUGAGGUUCCCAUUAUAAGGUCAGAUCUCAAUCUGUGUGCGUCUGAGCCGGAAGCAUCAGAAUCUUUCUCCAAAAUGUCUCAGGGGCAACUCGUUGGUGGAUAGAAUGGAUUUGUUACUUUGCCUCCAGUCACAGUCAAGUUGGAAGGUGAAACUUAGUGGUCUCUGUCAGCAGGAGCCUGUUUGGGCACUUUCGAAAAAGACAAGGGGAGAGUACCUUCCAAACUCACAAUCCACUUAAGCUUCAGAGGUCAUAAAUCAUAGACUGCUCACAUGCCUCUGGGGCUUACACUCUUUUAUGGCCAGCAAAAUACAACCUUCUGGUAAGGAUGGAGGGAAAAGAAGGCUUAAGAAGGCUCAUAAACCUGCCCGGACAUCUAUUAGCGCGUACCAAAUAGGGUUUUCAUGAGCUAAGUGUAAAUGAGUCAGAAACAUAUAGAUAGAAUUUCUUUUAAAGUACACAUGGGUUUAAAAAUUAAAGCCAAAGUGCUUGGCAAAAUAAGGUUUGGUUUUAGCCAAACCCCAAAUGUUCGAGAGAGAAAAAAUUGUUCUAGAGAUUGCCAAACCAAAAAUAUACCCAGGUCCCUCCAUUUCUCCCAUUUGAUAUGAUGACAUCAUAAACGUGGGACUUAAUGGCUAUUUUCACAUCCUCCAAGGUUCGAGCAAUGUGGUUGUCAGAAGAUGAUUGAAAAACUAUGAAAAUUUUGAGUAGAAAAACCGUAUGGCCCUGUACAUGAAGACCAGGGCUACCGGUUCAUGGUCUUGUCCUGGUUUUGAGUGUUCCUUCCCCGUGAGCACACACACUGCUGUUGGUCUCGGCUGGGUACAUUUGUGUACAUGUGUGUGUUCUCUUCUGUACAGAAAUAACUUUUUUCCGAGACAGAAUCUUAUGGAUUCCAGGAUGGCCUCAAACUUUCUUUGUAGCUGAGGGUGACUUUAAACUUGUCAUCCUCCUGCUUACCUGCCCUCAAGUUCUGGGAUUAGGUAACUGUAACAUCAUGUCUAGAUUAUAUGGUGUUAAGGAUCAAACUUAGGCCUUCUCGCAUGCUAGGCAAGCAUUUACCAGUGGAACAACAUCUCCAGCCCCCAGGAGUUAAGACAUUUUAAAAUCCUUUAUUUGGUACUUAUAAAUCCUUAAUUUGUACUUAACUUAUAUUCUACAAUCCAUAAAGCCUAAUAAACCCUUAGUUAUGUCCAAAAACAGAGGGAUGGAGACAGUUCUUUUUGUUAAUUGAUUGUUCAUAGAUAAUCUUCAUUUCUCCACAGAAUAAAACAACCAUUUGCCACUGGUAA
Rattus norvegicus (Norway rat) is the source of this 11306-nucleotide messenger RNA. Lineage: Eukaryota; Metazoa; Chordata; Mammalia; Rodentia; Muridae. The record is from RefSeq and is a predicted model, not a curated record.